AUGGGCUUCUUCUCCCUAUCCGCAUUCGCCAAUGUGCCUCCACCGCCAGUAAAUGAGCAGGUCGAGCUAACAAAAAUCCACGAUGCCGACCCAUACGAGCAGAAAGUGAACCUCACUACCGAAGAAUACAAAGACAGGAAUGGAGACCUGUGGGUGCUUCCGGUAGUACGACAAACUGAACUAGAGUUGAUCAUGGACACUUCUCUUACACAUGGAAAAUCAACAAUGUGGGGUAAUGGCGAGUUUAUAAAAGCUGCCCAGGAUAUGCUCUUUGGAACGCCCUCAGCAGAACUGAGAAGCAAGGUCGCUUCUAUUCAAACAGUUUCCGGGACCGGAGCUUGUCACAUCGGCGCAAAGCUUCUAUGCGACAGUUUGAAACCCAACACGAUCUGGACCCUCCCCGAUCGAUCGGGCGUUGACUUCGAUGGAAUGAUAAAUGCUCUGAAGACACGAGCUCGCAGAAAUGAUGUAAUAUGUUUACAUUCGUGUGCGCAUAGCUCAAGCGGACUGGAUCUCACGCUGGAGCAGUGGGUCGAAUUGGGUAAAGUUUGUCAGAAGAUCGGCAUUUUCCCAUUCUUCGAUUCCGCUUAUCAAGGCUUUGCGUCCGGAGAUCCUGAUGCAGAUGUUUGGGCUAUUCGGUGCUUUGUGGAACUCGGGCUGGAGGUCUGUGUUGCGCAGUCAUUUUCCAGGAGCUUUGGGCUAUCUGGCGAGCGGGUGGGAUGCUUACAUGUUGUUCUCAAUUCUUCGGCGCAACGACAGUCAGUCUUUGGCAGGCUAUAUCAUUACCAGCGUGGCCUUACCUCGACGCCACCGACAUAUGGAGCGAAUAUUGUGUCCACGAUCUUGACAUCGGAGAGUCUUUACAGAGCUUGGCGGAUCGAUCUCAAGAGCAUGACUGAUCGCAUCCAGAAGCUGAGAUUGGGGUUAUACAACGAGCUGAUUAAACGGAGGGUGCCUGGAAGUUGGGAGUAUCUUCUCAUCCAGAGAGGUAUGUUUGCACACACAAAGCUGUCAAAGCAGCAGGUCGAGCUGCUGCGCACCGAAUAUCACAUCUACAUAAUGAGCACAGGUCGAAUAUCGCUUCCUGCAUUGAACGCUCAAAACAUCGAAUGGGUGGCUGGUGCUAUAAACGAAGUGGUCACAAGAUUUUCACUGGAGGAGAAAGCGAAUCUGUGA
Penicillium brevicompactum is the source of this 1176-nucleotide messenger RNA. Its product is annotated as aspartate aminotransferase cytoplasmic. Gene Ontology annotation, molecular function: L-aspartate:2-oxoglutarate transaminase activity; pyridoxal phosphate binding. NCBI's taxonomy places the organism in Eukaryota, Fungi, Ascomycota, Eurotiomycetes, Eurotiales, Aspergillaceae. The record is from RefSeq and is a predicted model, not a curated record. The transcript is spliced from 5 exons. Gene Ontology annotation, cellular component: cytosol. Gene Ontology annotation, biological process: L-aspartate biosynthetic process. The coding region runs from base 1 to 1176 and encodes 391 amino acids.